ACAGAAUCUCCUGUAAUCUCCAAACCAUUGCCAGUAACAACAGUUGCACCUUUACCUGCACUACAGAAAGCAGUUCAGCCAAUGCUCGGAUAUAAAGAACAGUCGCGUUUCGAAUACAGUUCUCGCUCUGCAUUUAAGCAUUAUGAAAUUGCAUUUGAAAAACAGCUUCCUAUGGCAAGCAAAUGUCCGCGACUGGAUCCAUACAAGCAUUCAUCACCGCACUAUAAGUCCGACCUUACCUGUGAGCAGGGUUUACCUGGAUGGUCAAAAGAUGCGGAUUGUAUGUGUGAAUAUCCCGUGGCCGCACGUGAUGCAAAAGGAUGCCCAACCGGAUUUUACACACUUUGCUAUCGCGGUCCUUUUGGCAGCAAUGCAUUACCAGAAGAUGGGGUAUGUUAUUAA
Molecule: messenger RNA, 402 nt
Organism: Gongylonema pulchrum
Lineage: Eukaryota; Metazoa; Nematoda; Chromadorea; Rhabditida; Gongylonematidae
Source: the annotation of a GenBank genome assembly